Chaetomium fimeti is the source of this 1483-nucleotide messenger RNA. RefSeq lists its product as uncharacterized. The coding region runs from base 345 to 1421 and encodes 358 amino acids. The record is from RefSeq and is a predicted model, not a curated record. The transcript has 2 exons. Lineage: Eukaryota; Fungi; Ascomycota; Sordariomycetes; Sordariales; Chaetomiaceae.
GAGUGUGAAGGAGCGCAGAGAUGUUGGUUGCUCACAAAGGACGAAUGUCGAUUCGACAUAGUUAUUCGAGUCUCUACCGCCUGAGCCAUGCAGCCCUUCUCCCUCCCCAAUAGAGUUCCAGACGGCGUUUCAUCAUGGUCGCGGUUACCGCCCUGUGCCGCAGCGAGGCCGCGUCUGGUAAAUGAAAAUUGACACGUCGGCGGGGAUCAGGGGGAUGGGUGCUGAUGGGUGCUGACUGUAUUCAAUGCAAAGAUAUUUAUCCCCAGCCGCGACGGCUUCAUGGUGCAUUUCUAGCCUUUCCGUGACCUGCCUUCGAAAGCGCACAUCAGACGUCUGCUCUAAGCAUGGCACCCGCCAUGGGCGCCUGGAUCCUGACGCUCGCCCUCGCGACCUCGUGGUACUGGCCUGGCGCCGAAGCCGCAUGUUACUACCCGAGCGGGCGGCUCUCGCCCAACGACACCCCGUGCCGGGACGACACACCGCACGCAACAUGCUGCGGCCAGGGCUACGCCUGCCUCUCCAACGGCAUGUGCCAGGCCACGGGUGAAGAGCUGGCGCAGUCCGGUGCCAGCGAGUUCGUCCGGGGCGCCUGUACCGACGAGACGUGGCGGAGCUCCAGCUGCCCGCUGUUCUGCAUCGAGAAGGACGUCGACUUCCUGGACGGCGGGAACGGCGUCGCGAAGUGCGAGAACACGGACGACGACCUGUACUUUUGCAUCAACUCGCGCUCGGCGGAGGAAGCGAGCUGCGAAGAGAACAGGAAGCUGCUGUUCUUUGCCGGAACCCCGUCCGCCAUCACGACCAUCGGCGUCGAACCGACGACAUCCUCAACCACUUCCGCGUCGUCAUCCGAGACCUCUGAUUCCUCAUCCUCCACGACCUCUGAACCCGACUCGUCCACAUCCCAGGACAGUUCGACAUCAACCCCACCUAGGCAAAGCGAAACUGCGAGCGGGUCCGACACGCAAGACGAGGGGUCUUCAGGAUCUACCAACCUAGGCCCCAUCAUUGGUGGCGCAGUCGGGGGGACGGUGGUUCUGGCUCUCAUUGUGUUGGGCGGGUGGUUUCUCGCUCGGAAGCGGCGAGCUAUCAGUGGGAGUAACAGCCAAGCCGGCUACGGCCACGGCAACGACCACGGCAAUGCCAUGAGCGUGGGAGUGCCCAGCAGCUACCAACCGCCGGGAGAACAAAAGCUGGCGUUCGGCGACACGCAAGUUUACCAAGACGUUUACCAUGACGAAACGUACCAAGCACAGGUACCGCCGAGCGCUGUACCACCGAGCGCGUGGAGCUCCGAGGCGCAGAACACUCCGUACGGUGCUUACGAGCUAGGGUCACAUGAAGCCCGGCCGCCACCUAGCAGGCCGCCGAUGGAACUAUCUGUGGACCGGCCCCUGGAGCUACCUACGGGGCAUCGAUGACACUUCGGGGUUUAUAGGGGAGGAUAUGUAUAUACCACGGUAAUGCAAACUAUACGGCUCGA